AUGGCGACUAGUUUGACAAAUUCGGCACCUACAGAGUCCCAGAAAUUCCUCUCCACAAGAGGAGGUGAUUAUGGGCUCUCAUUCGAAACCGUCGUGUUGAAAGGUCUUGCAGCCGAUGGGGGACUAUUUUUGCCCCAUGAAGUGCCGAUUCCAAAUGACUGGGCGAGCUGGAAAGAUCUCUCAUACCCCGAUCUUGCUUUCCAGGUCAUGCGCCUGUACAUUUCAAGCUCCGAGAUUCCGGACAACGACCUGAAGUCCAUCAUUGACCGAAGCUACUCCACGUUCCGUGCGGAAGACGUCACCCCUCUAGUGAAACUCCAGGACAACGUGCACCUGCUUGAACUUUUCCAUGGCCCCAGCUACUCCUUCAAAGAUUGUGCAUUGCAGUUCCUUGGAAACCUUUUCGAAUACCUUCUCACGCGCAAGAACCAGGGAAAGGAGGGCAGGGAUAGGCAUCACCUCACUGUUGUUGGAGCAACAAGUGGCGAUACCGGGUCUGCAGCGAUUUACGGUCUGCGGGGCAAGAAAGAUGUGUCCGUGGUCAUUUUGCAUCCGAAGGGACGCGUCAGUCCUAUCCAGGAGGCCCAGAUGACUACCUGCACGGAUAGGAAUGUGCACAACCUUGCCCUAGAUGGCACCUUCGACGAUUGCCAGGAUAUAGUUAAGGCUCUGUUCAGCGAUGCUGAUACGAACGAAACUCUCCAGCUGGGCGCGGUGAACUCUAUCAACUUCUCAAGAAUCCUGGCCCAGAUAGUCUUCUACUUCUAUUCUUAUUUCGCACUCGCGAGGAAGUCCUCCUCAUUCAAUGUUGGGGAUAAGGUCCGUUUUGUCACACCAACUGGCAACUUCGGAAACAUCCUGGCGGGAUAUUUCGCGACCAGAAUGGGUCUCCCAGUUGAGAAGCUGGUUGUGGCAACGAAUGAGAAUGACAUUUUGCACCGAUUCUGGGAAACUGGCCGCUAUGAGAAGGAGCCUGUGCAACAUGGAGGCAAGGCCGAGGCUUGCAAGGAGACCUACAGUCCUGCAAUGGACAUCCUGGUCUCUAGCAACUUUGAGAGAGUUAUGUGGUUCUUGGCAAAUGAUUCCGCGCUCUCCGCCGGAGCGGACGAAAAGGCCAGCAAAGCACAAGCUGCGAAGGACGUCUUGGGCUGGUAUCAGUCACUCAAAUCAACCGGUGGUUUCGGACCGGUACCAAAAGAUAUCAUGGAAAAUGGCCGCCGCACCUUUGAGAGCGACCGCGUGAGCGAUUCCGAAACGCUCGAGACCAUCAAGACCUUGUAUCAGCAGUCCAAAUACAUUCUUGAUCCUCAUACAGCGGUGGGCAUCGCCGCGACACAGCGGUCGAUGGCUCGGGCACCCCGUACGCAGCAUAUCUCGCUAUCGACCGCCCACCCUGCCAAAUUCUCAGAGGUAGUUACGCUAGCGCUGAAGGACGAGGCAGGGUUCGACUUCGAAAAUCAAGUGCUCCCUCAGGAACUGAAGGACCUUUCCGAAAAGGAAGCGCGCGUGACCGAAGUCACCAAUUCAUGGAAAGAAGUGAGGGAGAUUGUGAAGCGCCUCGCCGAGGAGGACCUAAAGGCCGAAGCAAGCAAUUGA
This is a messenger RNA of Penicillium bovifimosum, 1596 nucleotides long. RefSeq names its product threonine synthase THR4. Gene Ontology annotation, molecular function: threonine synthase activity. The record is from RefSeq and is a predicted model, not a curated record. The transcript has 5 exons. Bases 1 to 1596 code for a protein of 531 amino acids. Lineage: Eukaryota; Fungi; Ascomycota; Eurotiomycetes; Eurotiales; Aspergillaceae. Gene Ontology annotation, biological process: L-threonine biosynthetic process.